Phragmites australis (common reed) is the source of this 1120-nucleotide messenger RNA. Its product is annotated as alkylated DNA repair protein ALKBH6 homolog. The coding region runs from base 328 to 975 and encodes 215 amino acids. Lineage: Eukaryota; Viridiplantae; Streptophyta; Magnoliopsida; Poales; Poaceae. The record is from RefSeq and is a predicted model, not a curated record. The transcript is spliced from 7 exons.
GAGCAGUUCACUGUGUUGGGCUGGGCUAUCGAGUUGGGCCGAACCAGAUCUGAACCUCGUCUCGAAGCAUGGAAGCAGCAAUGGAGGACAGGACGGCGCAAGAAGCGAGGGCGGCGGCGGCGGAGAGGCCCUCGUCGGCGUUGCCCUUGAGGAGCCUCGCGGACUACACAGUCGGCGACAUCCCCACCCUCGUCUACGUCCCCGGCUUCAUCUCCCAGUCCGAGCAGUCCCAGCUCCUCCACCACAUUUACCAGGCGCCGGCGCCCAAGUGGAAAUCCCUCAAGAACAGGAGGCUGCAGAACUGGGGUGCGUAGCGCGCGGUGCCCUAUGGUGUUUGGAGGUGUGGUGCAUGAGAAGGGGCUCCUGCCGCAGGCCUUGCCUCCUUGGCUAACAAAGAUAACCGACCGAAUCUGCCAGUGGAGCGAUUUAUUUCCUUCAGCAAUCAAUCAUGUUCUGAUUAAUGAGUAUCAUCCUAAUCAAGGGAUCAUGCCACACCAAGAUGGUCCUGCCUACUACCCUGUUGUUGCUAUCAUAUCGCUUUCUUCACCUGUUGUGAUUGAUUUCACGCCCCAUCAACGGCUUAAAGGGCAGGAACAUACUGAUCUGCAGAACUUAGGAUCUGAUGAGUUGCAGGCGCCUACUAAGAUGGAGAUCAAUGGCUCUGGCUUGCAUGAACCUGAAGGUUUAAAUGAAUCUGAUCCUACAUCUUCAUCACUUCUACUGAUGCCUCGCAGCCUGUUGAUAUUCAAAGAUCAGGCUUAUACAGAUUACCUGCAUGGCAUACAAGAUAAUGAGCUACAUAAUCUAAGCAAGGUCGCAAAUAUGUCCCAAUGCCCAGAGUUGAAGAAUCUAAAUUCUGACUUUAUCCAAGGGAGACUAGAUGAGCAAAGUGGCACCUUCUACAGAACCGCUACAAGAGUCUCGCUAACGUGCCGACUAGUGCUGAAAGUUCACAAGAAGCUUUUCAAAAUCUAGAAACUCUAAGGCCCUCCACAGUGUGGAGUGAAGCCAGAGAAGGAAAACGGGGGCCACGGUUGUCAGUUGGAAUUGAGCAUUGCAUGUCACAAUGUUUGUGGGACCCACCAAAUCAAUUUAAAAAGGGGAAAUUCCUUAUUUGCCA